GUAAAGCUGUGUUGAAGAUGGCGGCCGUAUUUGCACGCUUUGGGAACUGGAAAAUAGGCCGGGCAGCAGCAUGCUUGAGAACUUUGAGGGUCUCGGGGCAAUCAACUAACAAGGUAAAAAUAUAUAUUUUUAAUUACGGAAGAGAUACUUCAUACGUAGGAUAGGCAUGGCUAAGUGAAUGAAAUAUGUCGUAUUCUUUUUUACAUCUCGCAGAUGCUCAAUCGCUAUAUCAGAGAUGUUGCCUCACGCACUUAUUCAACGACUGGGUUAUACCGAAGGGUGAACUUUGGAAGACCAAGAAACUUUAAAAUUUACGGUUACAGUGGUGUUAGGCACGAACUGUCGCCUUGGAUUAAAGGAGCGAGAUGUUUUUCGCUAUUCGGAUCACAAAGUUCCUCCCCAAGUCCAGGUAAGGUGUAUUGGCUGUAAAUGACGUGACGUGAAAUAAAGUGCUGUGCAGUCUACUCUCGAUAACUCGAGUCUUCGAGGAAAUUGAUGAAAUCUCGAGUGAUCGAGAAUUGAAAGUAAUCGACCUGAAAUACAGGGAAAUACACUGACUUCCAGUCCAUGGAUUACCCCUGUGACUACCUGAGAGUGGACUACCCCCACGACUACCCUAGAGUGGACUACCCCCAUGACUGCCCUAGAGUGGACUACCCCCAUGACUACCCUUGAGUGGACUACCCCCAUGAGUACCUUGGAGUGGAUUACCCCCAUACUACCCUAGAGUGGACUACCCUCAUAAGUACCCUUGAGUGGAUUACCCCUGUGACUACCCUAGAAUGGACUACCCCCACCAAAAACAAUUUCAGACAAGUAACUGCAUGCAUCCAUUUUAUUUUCAUCUGCACAGCCUUGAACUGACAUUUUGAUUAAUUCUACAUGCUUUAUUUAUGAACUUGUUUUCUUUGACAGAUAACACAGAACUAUUGCAAGAAGAGAAGGUCACAAAUCCAUUUGUACAAGAGAAUGACUCAGGAUCAGUAUUAGAGUCCAUGGCCACAGGAAGCGAAAUGUUCAAUGAUUUGGCAGGUACCCUUACCUCUGUUGGCGAGCCAAGCUUAGCAAGUUUAGGAUUAGGUGGCUGGGGUCCAACCGGCAUCAUUCAACAAGGCCUGGAGUUUAUCCAUGUUACUGGGGGUCUCUCAUGGUGCGCUUCCAUAGCUGUGACAACAGUGUGCAUUCGUCUCUUGCUUCUUCCUCUGAUUGUCAAGUCACAGGCCAACACAGCUCGACUGAACAAUGCACGGCCAGAGUUACAGGAGGUAGAGCUUAAAAUGAGAGAGCUGUCAAACUCUACUGAUUCAGCAGCACAAGCACAAGCUUCUGCGAUGCUGGGAAAAAUUUACCGUGAGAACAACUGUCACCCUGUUAAGGUAAUUGCAGAGAAAAUUGUUGUCAAGAUCUUGAUUAAUCCUGUGGUCAAUUCAUUGAUCUGGGUUGAAUAAUUGCUUCUCCAUCUUUAAUAAUUAAAGACCAUUGCUAAAAUACUGACAUCGGCCCAUUCAUUUAAUUAUUUGGUGAACAUGAAUUUUGUGUCAUUGAACUGUUGAACUUGUUUAACACUUAGCAAUUUCUUUGUUUCUUUUCAGAGUUUAUUGGCCAUUGUUGCCCAGUUUCCUGUUUUCAUCUCAUUCUUUUUUGCAAUCAGAGGAAUGGCUAAUUUACCGGUAGAAUCAUUCAAGACAGGAGGAUAUCUUUGGUUUCAAGACCUAACAUUAUGCGAUCCAUAUUAUGUAUUACCUAUCAUGUGCAGUUUUUCCAUGCUGGCAUCAUUAGAAGUAAGAAAAAUGUGCUUCAGAAGGAAAAGUUUAUAUACCUUUCCAGUUAUCAGCAGUAAACUAGCAAUCAUACGAGUCAUUGCCUUCAUGUUACACAUUUCUAAACCUGGCACUAUAUGUAUAUUAUAUGCAGGUUGAGUGAGUGGUUUGUUUUUUCCACAAGAAUUAACUUUCCAAAUUUCAAUUUGACCUGGAAAACAGCGAACUUGAAGAGCCACCUAGUGGAAAGUCAGCUACUAAAUUCCCAUAGUUAAUAUUAUUAUUCAUUAUUAUUAUUAGUGUUAUCAUUAUUGUUAUUUUUAUUGUUAGGUUUCAUCAUUAUCUUAAUCUAUUGUCUGUUAUAAUUGUAAUUAUAAUUGUUAUUUUUACUUUUAUUAAUUGGGGAUGAGCACAACGAUUUAAAUGUCAGUGAGCCUCAAAGACCUUACCUGCCUAUGAAUGAAGGAAAGCAUCAUAAUUUAAAUGUUCAUAUUUUGCAUGUUAUUUUUCUUGUAGUUAGGUGGCGAGGUUGGAGUCAGGACUCCCCAUAUGGAGACAAUGAAGACAGUCUUUCGCAUCAUGGCUGUUGCAUUGAUCCCUUUCACAGCACAUUUUCCUGCAGUAUGUUUAAUAUCACCCUGUCUUUUGUUUCUUAUGUGUCAAUCAAGUCUAAGCUUCAACAUCCCCCCUGGCAACCUUGCAAGCAUUUGAACUUUUGAAGAUUGGCUAUUUCAAGUUUUCCUCCCCCCCCCCCCAGGCCAAGAUCGCAUUCAAAUGCCCCACCCAAUAUCAAACAAUCCUUUGUGUGUUCAACAAAUGUUGUGGAAUUAAGCAAAGUCAUGCGUUAGUUUUUGGUGCAGCUCCAUAAAAAGAUGUGUAUUCGGGGUUUUCAUUGUAUUACACUGAAAAGACUUGACACUUCCAGUUCUAAUGCCCCACCUCACCCAGGUAGGGUUCAAAUUCCCCACAUCCUGGGUAUGGGGGAUGGUCAAAUGCUCAUGGGUUGCCCAGGGAGAUGUUGAAUAAGUAAGACAGUUUUGUGAAGUUAUUUUGUUACACUUUCUGAAAUAACUUGUACAUGCAGAAAAAGUGAAGGUCUAAGAUGAAUAGCAAGACAGAAAUAGGGGAGGGGUACCAAGGGUUUUUUUAUUUAUUUAUUUAUUUAUUUUUAACUCUUUCUGCUACCCAUGACUUUCUAGCAUAUAUUAUGCUGGGGUUAGGUUUUGCUUGUGCAUAGUUCUCUAGAUCAAAAGUUCCAGUUAGGAGCCCUGACCAGUUCACUGCAUUGUAUUCUUGGGCAAGACACAAGGAUUAUGAAGGGGUAUCUGCAACUGUCAAGAAACCUUGGGGAAACUUUUGGAAGUGAUAUUUGAUGGACCAGAAUCUUGUUGGGGAUGAGUGGCAAUACUCCCAGCUACUUUAGUUUACAGUAAGAGAGAUAAGAGUGGAGAUUUAUGCCAAGUAUGUCACUCAAAUAGUUGGCCAGGGUUCAAAUCCAUGCCUCCUUAACUUGACUAUAACAUCUCUGUAACUCCUCAGAGAAAACUAAACUAAAUGCAAGGGAGAAAUAGCUAACUGUGAGGAUUUUGCAAUUACUUGAGUAACUUUUUUGUCAUGAAAAGAAUGCUACUCUUGGUGCAUUCAGAAUAUGAUUAUGAUAUAUUUUUUUAACAUUUUUCAAUAGGUUCUUUUAUUGUUUCUCAACAGGCCAUUUUUUGUUAUUGGGUAACAUCCAACUUGUUUACAAUUGUUCAAGUAGGAUUUUUAAAGAGCCCUUCAGUAAGGAGAGCUUUAGGAAUCCCUGAAAUGAUAAAGCAUGAAAAUCUACAAGAUGCUGGAAGCUUUUUGGAGAACUUGAAGGCUGGUGAGCUAUGACGAACUAUCUAAGUUAAUGAAUUAAGCAUUUCUUAUCCAUCAACUUCCUUCUUUCCCUCAACCUUUUCAUUUUGUUACAACUGUGCACCUUUUCCCUUUACUUUCUUCCAUCAUUUCUUGCCUCCUUCAAUCUUUCCGUCAUCUCUCCCCUCACUUUCCUCCUUUUCAUACAAUACUUGUUCAAUGAUCUCCCACAUGUCUACCUACCUAUCAAACAAGCUGCCUAUCUGCAUUUCAGCUUAUUAGCCUACACUAAUUUCAGUACAUAGGAUUAGUUGUAAGACCUACCUGUGUUUUUACUCAUGCACUACCCCCAGCUACCAAAAUGAUUGUACCUGUAGUAUUUGCUAAACAUUAAAAAUUUUAACUGUCAACUGACAGCUAGCCAACCUGUGACCUAUCAGGUAACCCUCUGCUCAGAAGCUACCCAUCCUUUUGUACCUUCCAACCUUUUCUCUGAUCUUCUUGUUUAUUUAACUUACUAGAGACUCUGUGACUUUGAAUGCUCUGACAUACAAAUUCUAAACUCUCUAACCAGGGUUUCAAAAUUCACAAGAAGAAGGAAAACUGAGGCAUGCAGAGAAAAUGAAAAAACAGAGAUUGAAGGCUUUGGGAGAGGCCCCCUUGGAAACAACAUACGAGUUCAAUCCCAGGAUUGAACAGAACCAGGAGAUUUUCAGUUUGUCUGACAGUGAAAAAAAGAGUGACAAACGUGGAAGGAACAGAAGAAGAAUGUUGGAGAGACUGGAGAAACCAGCUCCUCAAACUGACCUUAGGAUUAAAUUCAACCAGGAGUACUUCAGUGCCAAAGCUCAUCAACAAGCAAAAGAAAAAGAGUGAAAAUGCAAGGGGGAACAGUCUCUUUGAGGCUCCGAGUCAGGGAAGUUGAGACAUGUGCCUGACUUUUCUUUUUUCACAACUGACUGGGAGUCUGGCUCAAAUUUCAAGCAAUACAGCCAUGUGACCAACAUACUAAGUUACCAAGGCCUGAAUAUGUUUUUGAUUAACAGCUGAAGGUGAUGCGCAGCAGAGUAUACUCUGAUGUCUUUGGCCUUUAUUGACUUGUACAUUUACCAACUAUUUGUUUUAAAGAGAAGCUUACAUAACAUGUAGUCCAUAGUGUGAUUUAAAUGCUCCCAAGAACUGGAUUUCUUAAAGGUUUUUGAUGUGAAAGGUUUUCAAAGGUUGCAGCAUAAGAACAAAGAGGUCAGAGGUCAAAACUCAAGUUGUCCAAACCCAGCUUUGAACAACACUGCCUUGUACAAUAUUGUGCAAUAGUGUAACUGUUAACUGGUUAUGAUAUCAAGUUUUUUUCUUCACCAUUGUAAACUUGUGCAAACAAAAACAAAAUGCUAGAAUUCACAUAUGUUUGAGAUGCAAAUGUUGCUAUCAGUUUAAACAAAAAUUGAAGGAUUUUCUAAAUGGCAGGUGCCUAGACUGACAAUUUAGUUUUAUCAGUUGAGUUGAUAAUGUAAUUUGACCACUGUAAAGAGAUGUUAGAGCUGAUGUUUCCCGCGUUAGCCCUUCGUAUUUCACUCUGACGAAGGGAUAAUAAUAGACAUGUCAGCGUUAGAAACUCUUUUACUGCAGCCAAUCAAGUUUCCCUCCAAUGCAGCGCCACAAUUUCUCACCUCUGCUCCAAGUCUAGCCAUAGUAAUAGUUAUGGUUGUCGCAAAAAUGCUUCCCUCCAACCCUUCUACAUCCAAUCUUAUUGUUUCUACUCCGAUAUGAGGCCAUCAAAGAUUGUCUGCUGAACUGGAAACUGACUUUCGCAUUUGGAACACUUUGUCAUGGUAACCACAACUGAAAUUGAAAAGUUUCACCUUCUUCAUCUUGGUACCCCAGCCAAAAUGUCACUAAUGAACAGUUACCACAAUCUCGAC
This is a messenger RNA of Pocillopora meandrina, 5518 nucleotides long. The record is from the annotation of a GenBank genome assembly. Lineage: Eukaryota; Metazoa; Cnidaria; Anthozoa; Scleractinia; Pocilloporidae.